Molecule: messenger RNA, 1503 nt
Organism: Bactrocera tryoni
Lineage: Eukaryota; Metazoa; Arthropoda; Insecta; Diptera; Tephritidae
Product: peptidyl-prolyl cis-trans isomerase FKBP8
Exons: 9
Coding region: 143-1369 (408 amino acids)
Molecular function (GO): protein binding; peptidyl-prolyl cis-trans isomerase activity
Source: RefSeq, a predicted model, not a curated record
CUAUCCUAAAAUUGACAUAUUGCUGACCAGCUGUGUGCCGAAUUUUGCGUGCUGACGAAGGAAAAAUUAUAAUUUUUAGAAAUUAAAUUGGUUUAUUAAUACAUUUCCUUGUACCUACCUUCUUUAAAGUACAUUAGAUACAAUGGACACUGAAAAAUCCAGUAGUAGUUCCUUUGAAGACCUAUCCAAUAUAAACGAAUUGGAAACUAAAUCAGCACAAGUAAAGGAGUUGGAUGUCAAAGGAGAAGAAAAAGACACCUUUCAAGUUGGGGCGAAAAUUGAACAAUAUCAUCAGGAAAAUAUUAAGCAUGAAGGGAGUGAAAUUGGUGCUUCUAUUGGAGAUGAAGAGCCGUGUGAUGUGUUAGGCAAUGGCCAGUUAGUUAAACGUGUUAUAAAACAGUCUCAAUUAAGUACUCGCCCAGCAAGGGGAGAUCUAGUAACGGUUACAUUUAAGGGUCGAAUGCCUAAUGGAAUCGUUGUUGAGAAAAAGGAAAAUUAUCAAAUUCAUGUUGGAGAUUACGAGGUUGUGCAAGGUCUUGACAUGGUUAUUCCUUUAAUGAACGUUGGCGAAGUUGCUGAAGUUACUAUCGAUGCAAGAUUUGCUUACGGUAGCCUAGGUUUAAAAAAUGAAGAAAAUGAAAACGCAAGCGUGCCUGCAGAUUCAACACUAAUAUAUGAAGUACAUUUACAAGAUUGUAAAAGUGAGGAUUUUUCGGAUUUAAAGUCCUUUGAGAUACGCCGGAAAUACGGAACACGUAAAAAGGAACGGGCAAACUUCUGGUAUAACCGUAAUGAAUACAAUACGGCCAUUCAGUUGUAUAGGCGAGCGUUAGAAUUCUUGGAUGAUCGCGAUGGUGAUCCUGAUUCUGCGUUCGAUAAGGAAGAUUUGGAAUUUUCUAAUAGCGAUUUGCAAACAUUACUCGAGGAUAGAUUGAUUGUCUACAAUAAUCUGGCAAUGGCUCAAAUUAAAAUUUCAGCGUUUGAUGCUGCUUUGAAGUCAGUAGAAAACGUACUACGUUGCCAGCCAAGCAAUUCUAAGGCUUUGUAUCGCAAGGGACGAAUUCUUGAGGGAAAAGGUGAUACGAAAGGAGCUAUUAAUUUAUUACAAAAAGCUGCGACAUUCGAACCAGAUAGUAAAGCAAUUCAGCAGGACUUAGCAAAGUUGAUAAUCAAAGCACGCAGAGAAGAGCACAACGAAAAAGAAAUGUAUCAAAAAAUGCUGGGACAAGCAAAAAAACUUGAACAGAAGCAUAAACAACCGCAGAAGCAACAAAACAUUGAAAGCUCAAAGCUUAAACUUAUAGGAUAUUUAAUGGGAUCAAUUUUAAUUGGUGUAGCUGGCGUUGCUAUAUAUAGAUACAAAUACUAGAUUUAGUGGAUUAAUGGACAAAAGCCUACUGUGCGAGGAACAUCAAAAUAAGUUUAUUUAAUAAUCAAAAAUUAAAAAAAUUGAUAAAGCAUUUAACAACAAGAAAAUUAGAAUCGGAUCAAAUUUCUGUUUAA